UCAUGUUGAUUUAUUUGUAAUAUUUCGAAGUGGUAUUCUUAAUACAUGUAUCACAUUCAUGUUUUUUUCGUGCUAAUAAUAAAAUAUGCAAUAAUAUAACCUUUCAGAAUGCAGAAGUGCAUUUUCAAGAAACUUAUAUUAACAGCAAUUAAGAACAUUGCGAUACAAAUGACUAGUUCUUGGAUAUUGAUGCUAUGCAAUUAUGAAUUUUGUGGUUGAAAAUGUAAUAAAGAUAUCUGACCUUUAUAGGUAAGUAUUAAUAUGAAUCAAAACUUUGCUGGAUUAAAAAAAACAUCCAUGUUCACACGCAGUGAAUACAUCAGGGAUUUUUGUGUGUGCAUGUUAUAUUAUAUUCGAUUAAAACAAAUUUUAUUUGUAUUUCUAAUCCACGACAAUGCCCAAAUUUGCAGUUCUUUUGCUUGGAGGGGAUUGGCCUUAGCCGUUCUGGUAAAGGUAUGUCUGUCCGUGUCCAAUAGAUGCCUUCCAGGAGAUGACUGCUUUCCAACCAAUCUGGAGGUCAUAAAGUUCAUGGAAACCCUAGAUGGAACACUGCAUUUCCCCCACAUGGCAUCAUACGACGCAUUAGUUGUACAGAGGGAAACCAUUUACACGAAAUUUCCCUUCGCUAUCAUGGAGGCCAAAAACAUUAACGACGUCCAAAAGAGCGUCCUUUUUGCCCGGAAAUGGAACAUGUUGGUCUCUGUUAAGACUUCUGGACACGAUUUCAUUGGUCGCUCCACGGCGCACGGAAGUCUCAUGAUUUAUCUGGGUAGCAUGAAUGAUACAAAAGUCAAUCUAUCCUCCACCAGAAAUCCCGCGGGAGAGAUCACAUGCGAGAGCGGAAAUACUUGGCUUAAAGUCUACAAUGAGGUAGAUAAAAUCAACCGUGUAAUCAUAGGCGGAAGCGCCCAUACAGUAAGCAUGGCCGGGUACACGCUAGGGGGCGGCCAUAGUCCUAUGUCCCGGAUGUUUGGAAUGGCUGUCGACAACCUUCUGGAACUGGAAUUCGUUACAGCAGACGGUCGUAUUGUCGUGGCAAACGAUCAGAUGACCCACAUUACGUACCCUAACGGUAGCGUGACCACUUCAGACGACACCGACAUUUUCUGGGCCUCCAAAGGUGGCGGCGGGGGGACGUUUGGCAUAGCAACCAAAUUUACGUACAAGCUUCACUACCCCGCUCCCCAAGUUGUACAAUUUGUUUGUGGCUACCCGAUAAUUCGUCCAGGUGGGCAAGAUAUAGGUUUUACUGUUUUAAAGAAAAUGUUUUCGAUGGUUCAGAAUUUGCCCAAAGAGUGGGGAGGAUAUCUUGUUGCCUCUGGACUUCCAGGUGCCAAUGGGAACUGGGGGAGCAUCGUCCUAGCUAUGAACCAUUACGGGAAUUAUGUGUCUGCCUCACGCCGGUACAUGGACGAUUUGUAUUUCUUCCACAAAGAAUGGCAAUCGUUUUGCUAUUACGUUAACAGAACGACCUUCUUGGAUUACGAAGUCACUGCCAAGGACCCCGAGUUCUACUCUGGCUACAUCAUGAACACUCUGCUACAGAAAGAGAGCUUCACGGAUGAUUUGACGCGGUUUCUUCUGAAAGAGCUUGAAACCGAGCACACAAAUAUCAGCUCUUUUGCAUUUACAGGAACUCUACUAGGAGGUGAAAUGAUGAAGGUUGGAGCUCACGAUACAUCCGUCCAUCCUGGAUUCCGGACAGCAUUGAUGUCGCUUUCAGCAACCAUAGGCUGGGAUACGAGUACCCUGGAUUAUAGUGGUCUUCCGGAAAGAGGGGCCGUAGUGGGCGAACAACUCAGCACCUUCGGUGACGGCCAAUACCCGAACGAGGCAGGCAAGGACGUGGUACAUUGGCAGCAAGAAUUCUGGGGAAGUAAUUACAAGCGUCUCUUGGCUAUCAAACACCAAUGGGACCCAGACAAUUUCUUCACGUGCAGAGAGUGUGUAGGAUCUGAGUCACAUCACACUCAUGCCUCUGGUCAUUUGAACACUCAUCCAUUUGUUCCUGCGGUCGGUUGAUCGUUUGGAAGUAAUAUGAUAUUUGACUCGGUACAGGUAGUUCUGACACUUGUAACCGAUGGUUGAAUAAAUAAAAUUAUGAAAUAUCUGCUUUA
Molecule: messenger RNA, 2117 nt
Organism: Magallana angulata
Lineage: Eukaryota; Metazoa; Mollusca; Bivalvia; Ostreida; Ostreidae
Exons: 3
Coding region: 262-2022 (586 amino acids)
Molecular function (GO): oxidoreductase activity; FAD binding
Source: RefSeq, a predicted model, not a curated record